Drechmeria coniospora is the source of this 597-nucleotide messenger RNA. RefSeq lists its product as uncharacterized. The transcript has 2 exons. The record is from RefSeq and is a predicted model, not a curated record. Lineage: Eukaryota; Fungi; Ascomycota; Sordariomycetes; Hypocreales; Ophiocordycipitaceae. The coding region runs from base 1 to 597 and encodes 198 amino acids.
AUGUCGCGUCGUCCGGCCAAGGGAGAGUACAUCGAGACGGAUACAGGGAACAAGGUCUCUCGCAAGGCCAUUCUCGUCGGCACGCAAAACAUCAUGCUCGGUGGCAAGACCGUCAUCCAGCCCGAAGUCAUGAUCCGUGGCGACCUCGUCCGAACCGCCGCCCUCUCCGGAAGCGGCGGCGCCUCGGCGCCCGCCAGCAACACCGCCGUCGCCAUCGGCCGCUACUGCUUCCUUGCCAAGGGCGCCCACCUGCGUCCGCCCGGCAGGCUCUACAAGGGCGUCUUCACCUACAUGCCGCUGCGGCUCGGCGAUCACGUCUUCGUCGGCCAGGGGACCGUCGUCCAAGCGGCCACGGUGGGCAGUCACGUCCACAUCGGCAAGGGCUGCACCAUAAACGAGUUUGCCCUCAUCAAGGAUUACGUCAAGGUUCUCGACGGCACCGUUGUCCCGCCCUUCAUGGUCAUACCCAGCUUCUCCAUCGUCGCCGGCCAGCCGGCCCGAGUCGUGGGCGAGAUACCGGAAGGGGGACACGAAGAGUUUGAACUGCGAGAACUGUACAAGACGGUCGGCAACAACCCGCAGCCCCCAGCGGCAUGA